CAUGCAAGAAGAUGAGACAUUAAUGGCAGAAACAUUAAUACAUUAAUGGCUGAAACAUUAAUACGUGACAGUCCUCUUCACUAUACAGCGUACUGUUGUGUAUGAGGACGAAGGAUUCAGCUGAUUUUGCGGAUUAAUACGUUUAUUUUUCGGAUCACGCCAGCCAAACGGCUGCAGAAAAAUCAUUCUGUAUGAGGGAGAGGCAUAUGCGCCUUUUUGGAGUUUGAAAAGGUUCCCAUUCACCGUGGAUAUUUACUGUGGGACCAUUGGACUUACGAGGAAUUCUUUCACAGAAAUGAUGAGCUAACCGUUGAACUCGGUUACAGGAAGCCGUGCCAUCUCGAGACCGUCCAACCGCAGUGAAGCUCCUCCUAUCCGAUGUCUCCACAGGAGCUAGCGACGCAGGAGUGUGGCACAGCACUGUGCCUGUCCGUUUACGUCAUCACCUUCGUGCUGGGCUUCCCAGCCAACGUUCUGGCCUUCUACACAUUCUGCAGCAAAGUCCGCCAAAAGGCCACACCCAUCGACAUCUUGCUCCUCAACCUGACCAUCUCGGACCUUCUCUUCCUGCUAUUCUUGCCCUUUAAGAUGCAGGAGGUGGUGAACAACAUGCGGUGGGACAUGCCCUACCCGCUUUGCCCUCUAUCGGGUUUCAUCUUCUACAUGACUAUCUACAACAGUACCUUCUUCCUGACUGCCGUCAGCGUGGAGCGCUACCUGGGUGUGGCAUUCCCCAUCCAGCACAGCCUCAAGCGUCGGCCACUCUACGCCGUCGCCGCUAGUGUCUUUUUCUGGAUCUUCUCCUUCAGCCACCUUAGUAUCGUCUUCAUCAUGCCCUUCAUCGGAACAGAAGACGAGCCCGUCACCACCACGGUGGAACCACACACAGCCGCUACAACGCACGACACUGUUACAACACACAACGUCGACACUCCGCAUCCAGGUCCCAAGGAAGUUUGCUACGAUAACUUCUCUGACGCCCAGUUGAAGGUGCUCUUGCCAGUCCGGCUGGAGCUGUGCCUGGUUCUCUUCUGCAUCCCAUUCCUCAUCUGCAGCUACUGCUACAUCAACUUCAUCCGGAUCCUGUCGCGCUUGCAGCACAUAGACCGACGGAGGCGUCUCCGUGCUAUCGGGAUGGCGCUUGGCACUCUUGUGGUUUUCGCCGUUUGCUUCGGUCCCUACAACGUCUCGCACGUGGUGGGUUUUAUCACCUGGAAGAACCCCCAGUGGCGUGAUAAGGCCCUGCUGUGCAGCACUUUCAACGCCUGCUUGGACCCGCUGAUCUUUUACUUCUCGUCAUCAGCUGUCCGGGGUACGGUGGGCAGCGUGACUGGGGUGCUAAAAGCUCGUCUGAGCGGGUGCCUGUCCUGCCGGGCCCCGAAACAGAGCGUGGACGAUAAGGACAGCAAACAAGAACAGAUAAAUGCUAUCUAACAGUGAUUUAUUUCUUUAUCAACACCGGCAGCAGGAAAUUAAUGUAAUGUUUAUGUUUGUUGCACGUGAGUCGCCUCUUCGGGGAUGUUGUGACGCCGUGUGUCACUUCCCCAAAGGACCGCUUCCUCUCAGGAUGAGCAAAGCCUCAUAAACAGGCGGCAAUAUUGUCACAUUUUAAUGAGCUCUUACAAUGAAUGAAUGUGGACAAAGACAUGAAUGGGUUAGGGCUUCGACUGUGGUCAGGAUUUGGUUGGUCGUUUACUGUUUGGUUUAGAAAUGGUUGGGGUUGAUCUCAGGUGCAGGGGUUUAAGAGAAACUAUAGGAUUAUGUGUAACAGUCUAGCGGUCAUCCGUUACUAUAGAUGCUUUAAGACAUAAUAUACUGCAAAAUUACUGUGUGCUUUGGCGCGCAAUCUACCCAAUCAUAGCUUUCAGACAUUGAGCUGUUAACUACAAUUUUCCUGGCUAGGCUGCUUUAAGACAUGCAGCGUGCUGGUAUAUAGAAUUGAAAUACGGUCAUGACAUGAUGCCUGUUUACUUUUCAGAUACCACUGAAGAAAGUUUAUCUACUGUACAGUACUGUACUGAAUCUGACCCAUUCAUUUAAAAAACAAACAAACAAUAAACAGGUAGUACCCGGGUUAUGAACGAGCUCCGUUCCUAUGGUGGCGAUGUAACCCAAAUUUCCGCG
Messenger RNA from Corythoichthys intestinalis (scribbled pipefish), 2124 nucleotides. RefSeq names its product free fatty acid receptor 2-like. The record is from RefSeq and is a predicted model, not a curated record. Gene Ontology annotation, biological process: G protein-coupled receptor signaling pathway; cellular response to fatty acid. Bases 379 to 1434 code for a protein of 351 amino acids. NCBI's taxonomy places the organism in Eukaryota, Metazoa, Chordata, Actinopteri, Syngnathiformes, Syngnathidae. Gene Ontology annotation, cellular component: plasma membrane. The transcript is spliced from 2 exons. Gene Ontology annotation, molecular function: G protein-coupled receptor activity.